GUUUUUUACAUAAAUAUUAAACAAAAUGCGAAAUUUCGCCGGAAAAACCAACGCAUCUUCGUUGACUACCUGUCGAGAUACAAUGGGCCAGAUAAAUGGUGGACGGUCAGUUAAAGGUCGGUCUACGCUCGGGUUAAGCAGGGUUAAAAUCGGCAAUUCUUUUAGAAUGUUUUUAUGAAACAAUCAAUGCAAGAAAAGGAUAAAAAGAAAGUUCUUCUUAAAACUUCUAAGAAAAAAUUGUCAUAACAACAAUUUUAAAGUUUGUAGGUACCUUGAAAUUUUGUAUUUAAGGCAGCAUGCAAAUAUUGUCCUUCAUUUCUAUCUUGGAAUUCUACCCGACCAAGUAUAACCAAAGAAAGGCGAGAUCAAAAUGGCUAGAAGGAGUUUAGAGCACAAAAUCGGAGGAAUUUUAAUAUUCGCUCGUGCUGACAGAAAUGUACAUGAAACAGAGCGACAAUUUAAUGAACGAUUUCCUGAACAUCCAAUUAGUCGAAAAUAUUUAAGAGAACUUGUAAAUAAGUUUUUGGAAACUGGAAGCGUCGAAGACCGCAAAAGAACUGGUCGUCGUUCGAUUUCUGAAGACACACAAGUGCAGAUAUUAACAGAAGUAGUUAAUGCGAACAUGAUGUCGUCUGCUGCUAUCGCAUCAACGUGUGAUGUGAGUCCAACAACGGCACGGAAAUAUUUAAAGAAGAAUAAAUAUCAUCCAUAUAAAAUUAAAAUGCUUCAUGAAUUAACAGAAGAUGACCCUGAUAGAAGAACAGAAUUUUUGAUGAAUGUACUUUCUUUUUGGAUGGAAAAUUGCAUCGGCAAAAUGUACGUUACUGGAGUGAUGUUAAUCUACAUGAAUAUCGCGAAGUUAACACUCCAUUUCCCAAGAAAAUAAAUGUUUGGGCAGGCAUAUUAGGAAAUCACAUCGUGGGACCAAUAUUCCUAACCGAAAAUUUGAC
Molecule: messenger RNA, 950 nt
Organism: Onthophagus taurus
Lineage: Eukaryota; Metazoa; Arthropoda; Insecta; Coleoptera; Scarabaeidae
Source: RefSeq, a predicted model, not a curated record